Molecule: messenger RNA, 1107 nt
Organism: Telopea speciosissima
Lineage: Eukaryota; Viridiplantae; Streptophyta; Magnoliopsida; Proteales; Proteaceae
Product: polygalacturonase non-catalytic subunit AroGP2-like
Exons: 2
Coding region: 35-1060 (341 amino acids)
Source: RefSeq, a predicted model, not a curated record
ACCCAAUUUAUUUUCUCUCUGUUUUAGUUUCACCAUGACGCACCCUAUUCUUUUGCUUGGACUUCUAAUAGUAGCGUACGUUAGUGAUUCUCAAGCUGAAAAUGCCUUCUUACAAUAUUGGGAAGAGCAUAUUGGUCUUCCACACCCUCCACAUUGGUUUGUUGCAAAGGCUUCUCCCUUAAGUCUCCAUCAGGUGAUAAUGUUUAUGAAACUUAUAGAGGAAAAUGAAUUGGCUUUCCACCUGCGUUCAUUCUGUAUGCAGGCUAAUGUUGCUUGCUCUACAAAUGCAUUGAUGAAGAAGACAAUCUAUGACAAAACCCUGCCACCAAUAAUCCAAUGGAAGAAUCUCAAAAUGACAUAUGAAGGCCUUCCAAACAAAACACCAUUAUCGAUUGCCAGCCAAGGGGGAUUGCUAUUUUUCCGGGAGUCAAUGGUGAAAGAGGGAAAUUUCAUGUCUAUACCUGAUCUAAGGGACCCAUUGUCUUAUAAAUCAUUUUUGCCGCGUCCUUUAGCUUCAAAAAUCCCAUUUUCUUUUACACACAUCAAGGAAUUGAAGAAGAUUUUUGGUGUGAUGGAUAAUUCAAACAUGGAUGAGUAUAUUCAAGACACCCUCAAGAUAUGUGAGAAAAGCUGCAUUUGUGGCGAACAGUGCACCUGUGCGACUUCCGCCGAGGAUCUCAUCGAUUUUGUUGUCGAGAAAUUAGGGCACCAUGUACACAUAUGGAGUACUGAGAACGUUGAAGGAUCCUAUGAGAAUGUUACAAUUGGAGCUAUGAAACUAAUAUAUGGAAACCUCUCCGAACCACCAGCCUUAUGUCAUAGUCAACCAUUCCCAUUUCAAGUCUACUAUUGUCAUAUUUUAAAAACAGUAAAAAUAUAUGCAGUUGAUAUACAUGCUCGGAAGAAGGUGAAUCAUGCAAUCAUGGCAUGCCAUUAUGAUACAUCAACUUGGAAUCCAAACCAUCUUGCUUUCAAGUUGUUGGGUUUUGGUCCAGGCCUAAUUGAAGUGUGUCAUUGGAUAAACAAGAAUGGAGUGGUCUGGACAAAAACUCUAGAUUGAGAAGCAUUUGAAGAUUUGAUAGUUCUAUGAUAUGUGUUACAUGUAAC